UGCAUGCCUUUGUCGAUAUCAGCAGCUCCAGCUUCAUUCAAUUGUGCACCAACGUCGAGAAGCAUUGAAGUAUUCUCUGGAAGUGGAAGUUGAAAAUAGUUGUGCUUCAAUUGACACAACUCAAAAACUCUUUGAUGAUGCUGAAUUGAAUGAAGAUAGAGUUGAGAAAAACCUUCCAGAGAAUACUCCAAUGUGACGGUGCACAAUUGAAUGAAGCUGGAGCUGCUGAUAUCUACAAAGACAUGCAGCCUGGGGAAACCACAGCGGAAGUCAAACGUCAAGAAAGACUCAAUGCAGCUCAAAAAGAAUUUGAUAUAGGCGUAUCUGAAGGUAAAGGAAGUAGAUAUGUUGGAAUGCAAACACCAUCUGUGUCUCAACACUUAGACCAGAUCUCAUCUGAUGCAUCACAACUUUUUCCAAAUCCUAAGAGAAGGAAGAUUUCCAGUUCUCCUAUGUGUGACACCAGUGAUAUCCCCAACUUCAAUUUAUGUUCAUUUUCGCUGGGUAGUACACAAGGGACUGGUUUAGAAGGUAAUUCUGCUGUUGUUGUUGUUGGUGAAGAGAGACAAGAACGUCGUGAACAGCAGGGAGUUGGUCAAGUAUCUGCUACCAUGGCUGUGGAUUUUUCCCUUGCUGCUGAACAGCAGCAGUUAGUUGUGAUGGAACAGCAGGAAGAGCAAGCUAAAAGAAAAUCAGAUAAAAAAGGGAAAAUGAUUCGUGUGGAGAGUAUUUGGUUGAGAUCUCCUCACGUCAAUCCUAAACAAAAGCGAAGGGGGCAAGAUUGAAAAGUAGGAAAGACUACACGAAGGUGUCCCUUCCAUUAUGUUAUUCAAGAUAGUGGAUUGAUGCAAAGAUUUACAGAGUGGUUGGAGACGGAUGCCAGUGAAUAUAAUUCCAAUCCAUUCAGAUUAGCUGGAAUUGAUAUUCCAAAAUCAUUCUUUACCGAGCUUGUGGAUCCUACCUCUGAUCUUUCAGAUGAAAUUAGUUAUUAAGUUUGUUUUUUGAAUUGGUUUUCAACUGUAUUUCUCAAAACUUCAGCUUAUUUUUAUAAUAAAGUUUUUGUACUGUAAUUUGGCAAA
Nicotiana attenuata is the source of this 1079-nucleotide messenger RNA. RefSeq lists its product as uncharacterized. The coding region runs from base 150 to 785 and encodes 211 amino acids. The record is from RefSeq and is a predicted model, not a curated record. Lineage: Eukaryota; Viridiplantae; Streptophyta; Magnoliopsida; Solanales; Solanaceae. The transcript has 5 exons.